Molecule: messenger RNA, 1739 nt
Organism: Rubroshorea leprosula
Lineage: Eukaryota; Viridiplantae; Streptophyta; Magnoliopsida; Malvales; Dipterocarpaceae
Source: the annotation of a GenBank genome assembly
GAUCUCUGCCCUUCCAAUUUUGUCAAAUUGGAUUGGAUCUGAUAAAAUUCCCAUAAAUUCCCAAUUCUCCUUCUCUUCUUCCCCCCGUAACUGAUAACCCUAUAUUCAGAAACCCUAAUUCAAACACAAGACGUUCCUCCAAGAUUGUUGCUUUCUUCAAUCGUCAUGAAUUUUUUCAAGUCCGUCUUUUCCGACGACCCCCAGUCCUCCGAUCCGCCCGCCGAUGAAAUUCCAAACUCCAACAGCACUUGGAGCUUCGGCGGCCUGAUAAAGACCCUGGCAGACAAGUCUGAGUCCGUGAUGGAAUCCUACCGCAAGGACUUCGAAGAGUUCGGCUCCGGGUUGAAGAAGGAGACCGCUGUGAUCAGGGGUGCUGCCUCGCGUGCUGUCAAUGAGUCGCUUGAGAUCGGCGCUUCCGUCGCGCAGGAGAAGCUCGAGUCGGUGGGGCAAGCCAUCGAUGAUAUUGGGACCUCGGUUUGGAAGUCGACGGCUCAGAUAAUUUCUCAGGGUAGGGAAACACUCUUGUCCGAUCGUGAUGAAUCUGAUUCCAGUUCUAGUUUUGAUUACAGGGAACGCACUAAUAAGCAAUUUGGUACUAGUAGUGGGGAUAAUCAAAAAAGUUACAGUCGUUUUGAUAUGCAGUUGCGUACUGUUCAGUGUGAUGCUAGUACCUACUGUUCGGAGCCGGAUGAUUUGGGGGAGUAUGAGAAGUGGAAAUCAGGGUUUGAUUUGGAAGAGAAAAGAGGGGAGAUUGAGAUUUUGUUUACUGAAAAUCGGGUAAUAGGAGACAUUUACAGGGAGGUUGUCCCUGAGAGAGUUGAUGGUGAUAAUUUUUGGAGUAGAUACUUUUAUAGGGUGCAUAAGUUAAAACAAGCAGAGGAAGCUAGAGCAAAGCUUGUGAAAAGGGCACUUGCCGGUGAGGAAGAGGAAGAUUUGAGCUGGGAUUUUGAUGAGGAUGAUGACGAGAGUAAUGGGUCUCCUUCAAAAAGCAAUCUGAGUAGGAACGUGGAUGCUAGGAAGAGUGGCUCUAGUGAAGAUGUUGAAAAAUCAAUAGAUAAUGGUGAGGGGAAAGUGGGAUUGGAGGGUAAGGCUGAUACUAGUGAGUAUUCGAGCAAGGAUAGUGAUGUUUCAGUGGUGUCAAGCCAGCCAUCCAUGCCUGAGGAGGAAGAUCUUGGAUGGGAUCGGAUUGAGGAUAUUGGGAGCAAUGAUGAGAAUAAGGAGGAGGCUAUUGGAAGUACAAGUAGGGCUGAUUUGCGUAAGCGGCUUAGUGUUGCAGAGGAAGAUGAGGAUUUGAGUUGGGAUAUUGAUGAUGUUGAUGAUGAUCAUCUUGUUAAAGCUUGAUUAUAUUUGCCAUCACUGCAGCCAAAAUCCUAAGGGUUGGUAACUAAUAAAAUUCAAUUUCUGCCUGCAAAUUACAAUCAAGAUGAUUGUUCACAAGUGGUAUAGGGUUACUUAUCAUUAUACUUUACAGUCUAAAUACCUUCUCCAAGUUAAUGGAUUAAUGUUGUGUCACAUUUUUUUGGUUAAAUCUGGUAAAAUGUAAAGUAGUUCUACAAAAUCUAUUCUUCUGGAUUCUUUUGUGGUAUUCAGACCCUACAUCUGUUGCCAUUCUGUUUUUCAUUUUACACUUGCUGAUCCUGAUAUGCCUAUUCUUAUGUUUUCACGAUCUGUAAUUUCCAUUUCAGUUGUUUUUGCAUGAAUAUAAGGAAGAACAAGGGUAAUAAUGUAGUGAAUAUCCA